Marmota flaviventris (yellow-bellied marmot) is the source of this 3667-nucleotide messenger RNA. Lineage: Eukaryota; Metazoa; Chordata; Mammalia; Rodentia; Sciuridae. The record is from RefSeq and is a predicted model, not a curated record.
CACAAUAGCAUAGCAAUGGAAAACCUACAGGCAAAUUUCUCCUUAGUUCAGGGCUCAAAUAAAAAACUGAAUGGGAUGGGAGAUGAUGGCAGCCCGCCAGUGAAAAAAAUGAUGACAGACUUUCAUGCAAAUGGAAAAAUGAUAAACAAGGUGCCAACGGUAAAGAAGGAACACUUGGAUGACUAUGGAGAAGCACCUAUGGAAACUGAUGGAGAGCCUGUCAAGCGGACCUGUACUUCUGUGCCUGAACCUUUAAAUUUAAAUCCCAGUUUGAAACAUACAUUGGCACAAUUCCAUUUAAGUAGUCAGAGCUCUUUGGGUGGACCAGCAGCAUUUUCUGCUCGGUAUUCCCAAGAAAGCAUGUCACCUACUGUAUUUUUGCCUCUUCCAUCUCCUCAGGUUCUUCCUGGCCCACUGCUCAUCCCUUCCGAUAGCUCCACAGAGCUCACCCAGACUGUUUUGGAAGGGGAAUCUAUUUCUUGUUUUCAAGUUGGAGGAGAAAAGAGACUCUGUUUGCCCCAAGUCUUAAAUUCUGUUCUCCGAGAAUUUUCACUUCAGCAAAUAAAUACAGUUUGUGAUGAGUUAUAUAUAUAUUGUUCAAGGUGUACUUCAGACCAGCUUCAUAUCUUAAAGGUCCUGGGAAUACUUCCUUUCAAUGCUCCAUCCUGUGGGCUGAUCACAUUAACUGAUGCACAAAGACUGUGUAAUGCUUUAUUGCGGCCACGAACUUUUCCUCAAAAUGGUAGUGUACUUCCUGCUAAAAACUCAUUGGCCCAGUUAAAGGAAACUGGCAGUGCCUUUGAAGUGGAACAUGAAUGCUUGGGCAAAUGUCAGGGUCUCUUUGCACCUCAGUUUUAUGUUCAGCCCGAUGCUCCGUGUAUUCAGUGUCUGGAGUGCUGUGGAAUGUUUGCACCCCAGACAUUUGUGAUGCAUUCUCACAGAUCACCUGACAAAAGAACUUGCCACUGGGGCUUUGAAUCAGCCAAAUGGCAUUGUUACCUUCAUGUGAACCAAAAAUACUUGGGGACACCUGAAGAAAAGAAACUGAAGAUAAUUUUAGAAGAAAUGAAGGAGAAGUUUAGUGUGAGAAAUGGAAAAAGAACUCAUUCCAAGACAGAUACAACACCAGGAAUGGAAUUACAAUCAUGGUAUCCUGUUAUAAAACAGGAAGGUGACCAUGUUUCUCAGACACACUCUUUUUUACAUCCCAGCUACUACUUAUACAUGUGUGAUAAAGUGGUUGCUCCAAAGUCUAAAGAGGUCACAAAGACAGAGGCAAGUAAGUCCUUUUCAAGACAGCCAGAGAAGCCUCACAUUAAUAAUAAACACCAAAAAACAGUGUCUUACCCAGAUGUCUCACUUGAGGAACAGGAGAAAAUGGAUUUAAAAACAAAUAGAGAAUUAUACAGUCAAUUAGAUCCAUUGGUCUCACAUAAUUCUACAAGUAAAAAGAAAUCAGAGUCUGCUACUUGUGCAAGAGACUCAAGCAAGCAUGAUGAAGCUUCAUCUUCAUUUCUUGUCAAAGAUGUUAUUUGUGAGGAUGAUAAGGGGAAAAUCAUGGAAGAAGUAAUGAGAACUUAUGUAAAACAACAGGAGAAGCUGAACUCAAUUUUGCAAAAGAAGCAACAACUUCAGAUGGAGGUGGAAAUGUUGAGUAGUUCAAAAGCUAUGAAGGAACUCACUGAAGAACAACAGAAUUUGCAGAAAGAGCUUGAAUCUUUGCAGAAUGAACAUGCUCAACGAAUGGAAGAAUUUUAUGUUGAACAGAAAGACUUGGAGAAAAAAUUGGAGCAGGUAAUGAAGCAAAAAUGUACCUGUGACUCAAAUUUAGAGAAAGACAAAGAGACUGAAUAUGCAGCACAGUUGGCAGAGCUGAGACAGAGAUUGGACCAUGCUGAGGCUGAUAGACAAGAACUCCAAGAUGAACUCAGACAGGAACGGGAGGCAAGACAGAAGUUAGAGAUGAUGAUAAAAGAGCUAAAGCUGCAAAUUUUGAAAUCAUCAAAGACUGCUAAAGAAUAGAAACCAUGAAAGAGAUUAAUUUGUGUAUUACUGACAGGGUUUUUUGUUUGUUGCUUGCUUUGGUGAUUGAAUCCUGAACAUCUUAUCUGCAUGAAGAUAAAUAGGCUUUCUGUCCAUUUGUAGAUCAGAGAAAGUGAAGAGAUUAUAUAUUAGUACAUAAAUUUUUACAUUUUCCAAAUGAAUGAAAUGUAUGUUUCUUUGUACUUUUUUUCACUCAGCUUGUUAACAGUAGUAUAUGGUUUCAACUAGUAGAUAAUUACCUAUAUUUCUAAUGCAAAAUUAAUAAUUGUAUACUUUUUAAAAGCUGCAUUAUGUGAUGGAAAAUAGUGAUCAAUUUUGUUUAUCCAUAUUUCAAACUCAACUUUAGAUAAAAUGGUGGUAUUAUAAUUAAAAUAUGUAAUAUAGAACUACUUGAGGAGUUGAGUCUCCAUUUUUCUCACCAACACAAACUCCUUUCUGAAUUGAUAUAGUACAUUCAUUAUUAUAUGCAAAAUUUGCUUUUACUUUGUUCAGAUUGUGGAACUGAAUUUCCACCAGUUUUCUUUUUGGUGUCUUCUAAGAGGAAUUUCAUUGAUGAAGUUAUAGCCCACCCUUGUACACAAUGGGCAAAGAUAACAUGCUUUGUUAGUUAUGCUUUGCUGCUAAACACAAGAAGCGUUGUAAUUUGUCUUUCAAUUUAAAUGUGAUUAUAUUUAGAAUUUUUUUGUAGUGACUUCAGAAAAAUAAUUUCUGAGCUUUUUAAUGGUGUUAAUAGUGGUGUGAAAAUAUUAAUGUUCUUGAGAAAACUGAUUCCAUUAAUGUACAUUGGUUUCUAUACAAUCCAUAAUCCUGUACAGUUUUUAUAUGUAGUUAUGGGUCUUUACUAAAAUUUAUAUAAUGGAUUUGUUUUUCUUUAAAUUAUAAAAUAUUAAACACCUUGAGGUUAUUUUGGACUUUUGUAUGUUUAAAUGUUAUCUUACCAAAUUUGCACGAAUGGACCAUUUUCAAUUGCUCUUUGAUAUCAAAAUCAGGAAUUUACAGUAAACUGCUAGUAUCUGAUAGGUUAAUAUAGGUCACUUUAGUUAUCUGCUACUGAAAGGUUUCUGGAUAAUUUUUAGAUGGCAAAGGAAUUUCAUAUUUUGGGGAAGGGCAACAUCUGCACUUUUUUUUUGCACAAGAAGUCUAAAAAAUGUUUUUAAUAGCAAAUCUCACAGUAGUUAGUUAUUAAGUAAAAUUCUCAAUAUUAAGUUUUCUGAAGGAAGAUUGAUUAGUAUUCCAUGAGUUUUUUGUUUUUCAUGUUCUCAUAAGGUACUAUAUGAAAUUACUGAAGAGAUCUAAAUUUAUUUUAAAAAUAAAUCAGCUAGAGUUAAAGUUACAUACUAUUUUCAGCACAGAAGGCUUAUACUCUAAUGGUAUAGAAUUUCAAAAAUUUACUAGGUUAUCAUUUAACUAGUUAUUUUCAUAUUUUGCUUAAUGGUACUCAUAUAUCCAAAAAGAACUUUUGUACUUCACAAAAUGUAGUUUAUUUUCUAUAUAAUGUGUGAUUUUCAUUUGAGCUUUACUGUGUUAACCCUAUAGCUUAAUUGGUUGAUUCUUGAAAUCUCCUCAAGGAGGAACAAUGUGAAAAUGACAAGCAGAAAUAUGUUAAAAAUGACAUAUCCUCCCA